This is a messenger RNA of Mesorhabditis belari, 360 nucleotides long. NCBI's taxonomy places the organism in Eukaryota, Metazoa, Nematoda, Chromadorea, Rhabditida, Rhabditidae. The record is from the annotation of a GenBank genome assembly.
AUGUCAGACGAUCGAGAGCUAACUCUUCGACCAAGUGCCCAGAAAAAAUUUCGCUCUGCAAUUGGGAAAGCGAUUUUGGAAGAAGUGCUGAAGAAUGGAUUGCCUGAAGAGCCGUUUGAAGCUGAGAAUAGUAAAAAAUUGAGCAAAUCGUUGGCAGAGGAGGCGAGGGAACGAUUGAAAGGAUUGGAACUGCCCAACUACAAAUACGUUGUGCAAGUUGUGAUUUGUGAGAAUCGGGGGCAAGGAGCUCACGUCUCGGCUCAAUGUACUUGGGACACAGACACUGAUGGUCAAGCCAACUACUACCAUGCUAAUAAGUACAUUUGGUGUCAAGCAACAAUCUACGCCCUCUUUUACUAU